AUGGCAAUUUGCCAAAAAAUAAACUUUGGAACAUAUGAUAAUUACAUUCCAGUCAGUGAAUUAAGCAAAAAAUCAUGGAAUCAGGAACACUUUGCCCUGGUAUUUCCCAAACCACCACGGCAGAAAAAAAAGGAGAUCCACAAACCAUCUCAACUACGAGACAAUACAGCUCUGUGAAAAUAUGAUGAAGAGAAAUUAAGAGAAGGUCCUAAACGACCGUUAUGGAUUGCACAGUCUUUAAUGAGAAUUUCUGAAAGACCAUCUGAUUAUUUAGCUGCCAGGAUAUGGCCCCAACAUAAACCAACCCAUCACCCCAAGGAGGUUGCUAAAGUAGCAGAUGUACACAAACCUGUAUCUCCAGCAAGAGGUAAGAAAGAUAAAGAACACAAGAAAGCAGACAAGAAAGACAAAUCAGAAUCAGAAUCAGAAUCCACAGUUUCAAAGGGAAAGAAAGAUUCAAAGAAGGGUAAGGAGUCAGGUACAGAAUCUGAAGGUGAAAAGAAAGAUGCCAAGAAAGGUGCCAAGAAAGAAAAGAAAGAUUCAAGGAAAGGAAAAGACUCAAAGGACAAAGAGUCAGGUACAGAAUCUGAAGGUGAAAAGAAGGAUGCCAAGAAAGAAAAGAAAGAUUCAAAAAAGGGCAAGGAGUCAGGUACAGAAUCUGAAGGUGAAAAAAAGAAUUCAAAGAAAGAUGCCAAGAAAGAUAAGAAAGAUUCAAAGAAGAGCAAAGAAUCAAGUAUAGAAUCUGAAGAUGAAAAGAAGGGUGCCAAGAAGGAUAAGGAUGGGAAAGAUUCAAAGAAACCGGGAGAAAAAGAUGAUGAGUCAAAAGACAAGAAAGAAUCCAAGAAAGAUGCAAAGAGAAAGGUGAGUAAAAAAGAGAAGAAAGAUGAAAAGCCCAGUGGGACAGAUAUUGAAUCAAAAGAUGAUGCCAAGAAAGAUGCCAAGAAGAAUGCCAAGAAAGAUGCCAAGAAAGAUGCCAAGAAAGAUACUGACACAGAAUCUCCUGAUGCAAAGAAGGAUGCAAAGAAGGAUACAAAGGAUGCAAAGAAGGAUACAAAGGAUGCAAAGAAGGAUGCAAAGAAGGAUGCAAAGGCAAAGAAAGACAAGUAG
Molecule: messenger RNA, 1107 nt
Organism: Lynx canadensis (Canada lynx)
Lineage: Eukaryota; Metazoa; Chordata; Mammalia; Carnivora; Felidae
Gene: CYLC2
Product: cylicin 2
Cellular component (GO): nucleus
Molecular function (GO): structural constituent of cytoskeleton
Source: RefSeq, a predicted model, not a curated record